AUGACCAUAUCGAUCCUCCUAGCCUCAUUCUUGAGCUGCAACCAUUGCGUGUGCAACGUUGCAACAUGCAAUGACGAAGAUAACUGUGCGGUUCUAAAGAAUAUCCUCUGUCUACUGACCACACUUCAGUUCAAGUCGAAGACGACCACUCCUUCGGUUAAUGUCAAGAAGAACAAUGACCAGAAGCCUGUCAAGAAAACACACCAGUCCCCAUCCCAAAAAGCUAGAUCGAAGAAAUCGUUUGCCGAGAAGAUUGAGGAAAGGAAGGCUGCUUCGGCAGCAAAGAAGGAUAAAGCACCUAAAAGGCCCGGGGGUGCUUCCGAAUGGAAGCCCCGAAAUCGGAUGAACGACCCCGUGCCCUUCUUUAAUCGAUUGAUUCCAUCGAUCAUAUCUGACCCCUGGUCAUCUCAACGUUUUCAUCUGUUGCGCUGGGCGUUGAGGACCCGGGUGACCUCGGCCUUCACCCGGCUGAAGCCGUGGCAGGUCACCGGAGCGAGCUGGAUGCUCCGGCAGCAGCGAAGCCCCGUGGCCGGGGGCAUCCUGCCCGAUGCAUGUGGAACCGGCAAGACGACCACAACGAUCACGAUGCUCUGCGCGCUCAUCGAUACGCGGCUAGCGGAGCUCAGGGCGCAGAGGGACGUUGAGCGCAUAACGGCGCGCAUGACACCGCGGGGUCCAGACAAGCGCCCAUGGGAAGCGUCGUCGAGUGAGUGGCCUGCACGCCGGAAGCGGGCCAAGGCCGCUAUUGCACCGAUCACCAUCAGAGUUCCAGCUACAGGGCUGACUCCCAAAUGGCCUGAGGAUCAAUUGGCGCUUGGGAUCUUUGAGGUCCUUGUGACCACCAGUGUCACGUCAUGA
This is a messenger RNA of Aspergillus viridinutans, 858 nucleotides long. RefSeq lists its product as uncharacterized. The record is from RefSeq and is a predicted model, not a curated record. Gene Ontology annotation, molecular function: ATP binding; ATP-dependent chromatin remodeler activity. Bases 1 to 858 code for a protein of 285 amino acids. The transcript is spliced from 5 exons. Lineage: Eukaryota; Fungi; Ascomycota; Eurotiomycetes; Eurotiales; Aspergillaceae.